Molecule: messenger RNA, 273 nt
Organism: Symbiodinium pilosum
Lineage: Eukaryota; Dinophyceae; Suessiales; Symbiodiniaceae
Source: the annotation of a GenBank genome assembly
AUGUGCUACGAUUCGGAGGAGAGCAGGCUAAUCAUGUAUGGUGGCUGGGCCAACAAGUGGCUGGACGACUGCUGGCAAAUCAAUGUGGCCUCAAUCGUUGGCCCACCGUAUGCCAUCGUGCAUGUGGAUCCGCCGUUGGGACCCGUAUCUGGCAACCAGAAAGUCGCCAGCUUACAAAUGUCCACCUGUGUCUUGGCACUACGGAAGCCUCAGCUUGUCGCCAGUUUAGGGGGAUACAUAGGCAUAAUGGAAAAGAACAUGGAAACUACAUGA